AUGUUAGAAAUCAUUGAUUUGGUUAAUCAAAUAAAAUAGCAAUUAGGAAAUAGAAAUGUACUUCUUUAUUUAAAUGUUAAUAGGAUGAUGAUUUAAUAAUAUAAUCUUUUAUAUUAGGAUUAUUGUAAGGCAAGGCCAAUCCUUAUUCAUAAGAGUAUUUACAAGAAAAUUUAGAAACCUUAAUGAACCUUAAUAUGCUAAUUGACAUUAAUAUUUAUAAACCACAAAGAGUUCAGAAAUUGUUUAAUGAUAUUUUGUAAGGAUCCAAAACUGUAUUUUAUUAUAAUUAAGUAACAAGUUGUAGUAACUCUCUACUCUUUUAGAAGCAGAGGUCUUUAAUGAGAUUGAAGAAAUAUAAGAUAAUUAAUAAAAUUAAGAUAACUAAAAUUAAAUAAAUCAAUAGUUUAUUAUAAAAUAAUAGAAUUUGAAUCAAGAUCAGGAAAAUUAUAAAAAAGUCUAAUAAAAUUCUGUUAAAUUUUAACUUUUUAAAUAGAACUAACAAUAAGAAUAAUAAUAAUAAAAAUAGAUAAAUUCAAAAAAUAAGAAAAUUUUGAAAGAAGAGAAAAAUGCUUAAAAAAUACAGCUAUAAUUAAAUUAGAAUAGUUUAAACGAAUCUAACAGUUUAAAGUUAGCGCAUUAAUUGCAAUAAUAGUAAUUUGAUUGUUCAUAAGAAUAGAUUUGAUGAAGAGGAUAAUUUGAUGAAGUAAUUUGAAAUAGAAUAACAUUUUGAAGAAUAUUAAGCAGUGCAGAUUGAAAAGAAAAAUUAAGUUGAAUGCAAAAUUUGUUUAGAAUAUAUUCCAUUUAUAGAAUUGGCAACUUUAUAUUGUUCACAUAUGUACCAUUAGAAAUGUUUAGCUUAAUAUUGCCUUACUUAAAUGGAAUCUAGAUAAUUUCCAAUUUUGUGUCCUUCAGAAUGCAAGAAAAAUAUAAUAUAUUCUGAUUUAAUAGAGGUUUUAGAUGACAAAUAAAUAUUGUAAUUUCAAAAAUUGACAUUUAAAGCCUAUAUUGAUACUCAUAAUAAUGAGGUAUGUAUUUUAGAUAUACAACUAGUAUUCUUGGUGUCCAACUCCAGAUUGUUAAUAUGUUUUUGUUUUAGGAGAGUAGUCUUAAUUUGAAUGUCCAGUUUGCCAAAAAAGAUAUUGUUUAGAAUGUAAAAUUGAAUAUCAUAAUGGAUUUUCAUGUUAAGAAUAUUAAAAGAAAAUAAAAAUGGAAAAUCAGAAAGCGUUAGAUGAUAAAUUCUUUAGUUUUAUAAAAGGGGCUAAGUAUAAAUAAUGCCCUUAAUGCAAGUUUUGGGUAGAAAAGAGUGAAGGAUGUAAUCAUAUGACUUGUAGAUGUAAAUUUGAAUUCUGUUAUGUUUGUGGAGGAGUUUAUGAGAAAUGUGAAUGUGUGAUAUAAGCGCAUGCUAAUUGGCCUAGAACUUUGAGAAGAAAUCGAAGAUGAAGGAAC
Molecule: messenger RNA, 1446 nt
Organism: Paramecium sonneborni
Lineage: Eukaryota; Ciliophora; Oligohymenophorea; Peniculida; Parameciidae
Source: the annotation of a GenBank genome assembly